Messenger RNA from Priapulus caudatus, 687 nucleotides. RefSeq names its product acanthoscurrin-2-like. The transcript is spliced from 3 exons. Lineage: Eukaryota; Metazoa; Priapulida; Priapulimorpha; Priapulimorphida; Priapulidae. The coding region runs from base 1 to 687 and encodes 228 amino acids. The record is from RefSeq and is a predicted model, not a curated record.
AUGCGUGAGCUUCGGAAGGAGGAUGAAGAUCUUAAUUCUCUUGGCGCAUUUACUGCGGCAUCUAACUAUGCCGGUGGGACUGGCGCUGGAUACGGCAGUGGCUAUGGUGGCCGUGCAGGAUAUGGCGGCGGAUACAGAAGUUACGGAGGCAGACUAGGAAGUUACGGAGGUGGACUCGGCACUUACGGAAGUGAAAUAGGAAGUUACAGAGGUAGACACGGAAGUUACGGAGGUGGACUCGGCAGUUAUGGAAGUGGAAUCGGAAGUUACGGAAGUGGACUCGGCAGUUACGGAGGCGGUUACGGCGGCUCUGGCUACGGAGCAUCCGGACGGCUCAGUGGACUUUCCAGAAACAGUGCUCUGGGAGGAUAUGGAAGUGGAUAUGGAGGAUACGGCAGGCUUGGUGGAAAUAUCGGCUCAUACGACAACAUUGGUGGAUACGGCAACACUGGUGGAUACAGCAACACUGGUGGAUACGACAGGCUUGGAAGAUACGGCAAUAAUGGUGGAUACGGCAGGCUUGGAGGAUACGGCAGGCUUGGGGGAAAUACCGACUCAUACGGCAACAUAGGUGGAUACGGCAACACUGAUGGAUACGGCAACACUGGUGGAUACAGCAACAUUGGUGGAUCCGGCAGGCUUGGAGGAUACGGCAAUAAUGGUGGAUACGGCAGGCGUUGGGGAUAA